Aspergillus eucalypticola CBS 122712 is the source of this 2303-nucleotide messenger RNA. Its product is annotated as Zn(II)2Cys6 transcription factor. Gene Ontology annotation, biological process: regulation of DNA-templated transcription; DNA-templated transcription. Bases 8 to 1885 code for a protein of 625 amino acids. The transcript has 6 exons. Gene Ontology annotation, molecular function: DNA-binding transcription factor activity, RNA polymerase II-specific; zinc ion binding; carboxy-lyase activity. The record is from RefSeq and is a predicted model, not a curated record. NCBI's taxonomy places the organism in Eukaryota, Fungi, Ascomycota, Eurotiomycetes, Eurotiales, Aspergillaceae.
GUUCAUCAUGGCCGAUAGCGCAUAUCCCUACGACACCAGCCUGGUGCGCGAGCUACUAAAGAACAAGCGCAAGACCCGCGGAAUCCGGUCCUGUUUUCCCUGUCGACAUCGCAAGGUUCGCUGCGACGGCCAAAUCCCGUGCUCCAGCUGUGUCAAACGCAACCAUCCUGAAUUAUGUCGUGUGCCGACUUCUUCUGAGGCCGGAAACGAGGAUCAUGCCCCGUUUCCCUCGACUGAUGUUCCUCAGGAACCAUUUCAGAACCUCCAUUCGACGAACCUCGGUAGCGACAGUUCAGUCGCCGCUCCAAAAGGCCCCACAGUAUCUCUUAUUGCUCGCCUGGAGGCCAUUGAGGACCAAAUCUCCUCGCUGAAGGCCGAUCUCUUGGCCACGGCAGCAACGGCAUCCACGCCUGCCUCGCAGCCUAGUCCGCUGCCCGGCAUGCGCGUACGACCUGCCAGCAGAUCACCUGGUCGGUAUCUUAUCGAUGAUGCUACAGGUGCAACGAUCUACCUGGGUCGACACGCAGACGCGCCGCUGGCGCUGGGCUAUCGUCAGACAACGACGACGUCGGCGAUGACGGGCGAUUUCUCUCUGCAAGACGCCUUGAUCAAUCAAUGCAUGCCGCGGGCAUACCCGUUUAUCAACCUCUGGGGUGCGGGGGCGACCGUGCAAGAUGUGUGCGAGACGCUGCCGGAUGAUUCAGAUGUGAUUCGCUACUGGCAGGCGUAUCAGUCUAAGGCCUAUCCGUUCUACCCGGCGUUGGUGGCCAUCGACGCGUUUGCGCAGGCACUGUUCGCCUUCUUGGACCAGCGGAUGUUGCCAAACGAGGCGAUGACGCCGGUAGAGGAGCCAAGCUCGUCUUGGAUGGCGCUGCUGUUUGCUGUCCUGGCAUGUGGGGUCCAGUUUUCGGAUGAUCCGAUCCAGGAGCGCGAUCUGCGGUCCAAAGUCUUUGUUUGCUCGUCUUUCCAGUGUCUGCGCAUGUCCAAUUUCUUCUACCAAACCAACCAAGACCAAAUUCAGGCCAUGGCCUUGAUCGGACACUGCCUGCGAAACAACCUGGAUACCAACAGUGCAUGGAUCCUCAUGGGUGCAACCAUUCGGUUGGCGCAGAGUAUCGGGCUUCAUGAAGCGUCUCCAUCUUUGCCAGAAGCAGAGCAGUUUGAGCGAAGCAGGUUGUGGUGGAUGCUCAUCUGGCAAGACACAUUCCUCUCAUUCACAUACGAUCGCCCCCUCAGCACAGCAACUAUCUGUCCGAUUCCAUACAAGCACGGACCGGACGGUCUAAGCUUCCAGGAAUGCGUCUUCGCAAUCUGCCAUCAGAUCAUCGAAGAAGCACGCCAGGAGACCACAAAUGGCCCGCAGGAUCCCUUAGAAAGAAUGCACGAAUCUAAACGCCAACUUGACGGCAUCCGCGACGCCGCCGCCCCCUUCCUUGCCGAUAAACGACGAUGUGUCUCGCUGCAGGACCAUCUCGAGCGGCUGGCGCUGGGUGUCCACCUUGGGUAUGUGACCUGCCGAGCUGACCGGGUCUACCUGGAUGGCCUGGAUGGCGUCCCUCCAACCGGUGUAGCUGUCGAUUGCGUGCAGCGCGCGAUGCAGGCCAUCGAGAGCUUUCUCGAUCUCCACCGAUACUCAGCCAGCGUGUGCCGCUCCUGGGCCUUUGUCCACAAUGCGGUAAGCUGUGCCAUCACGCUCAAAAGCCUCAAUCACAUACCACCCGAUGAGCGGCACAAGUCAGAUCUCCUCUUACAGCGACUGAUAGCUGUGCUCGAGAAGGAGGAGAAAGACUCCGAGUGGUGCGACAACGACACCAACGUGCGUUACUUCGGGCCGUACUCGAGGGCUCUGAAAGCCCUGCGUGAAACUUACCACAGUGCCAGCUGACUACGUACUUGCUGAUCUGGAAAAGUCAUAGAACAUCUAUUUUACAUUCACGAAUCAUCUUGUUCAUCAGUCUAUGUACAAAAUCCCCUUGUCAAUCACACGCGGCGCUUGGCCCGAACGUAAAAGUUCAAAGGCCGGAUGAGCUGGAACUCAGGAUCGUAAUCGAUGGCCUCUUGGCCGUCGCGUACGAACUCAUACCGACUUACCAGCUCUGCUAGCAGGACCUUCACCUCCAGCAGGGCAAAAUUGAAACCGAUACAGCCGCGCGGCCCCGUCGCAAACGGUACAUAGGCGCAGCGGUGGCGGUUCUUGACCUCGUCUGUGUCCCAGCGAUCCGGGUCGAAGCGGAAGGGAUCGCGCCAGAUCUUGGGAUUGGUGUGGAUGGCAUACAGGGCAGGCACAAUGACGCUGUCAGGCG